CAGACUGCGGGCGGACCCCUACCCCGUAACCAUGGCAACGCAAAUCUGCGCGCGCACCAGUCUAUCAACGAAAACAAAUCAAAUAUUAUUUACGAAUUCGUCGGAAGAUGUUUUAAAAGCGUUUAUUUAUAAAACAUAUUUUUAUUCACUUGAGUAUUGUUCGAUUUUAGUUUUUAGGUAGCCGAAAUGGCUCCAAAGAAGCAGAAAGACGCUGCGUCCAAGUCCCGCGGUAAUUUAAUUGAAGAUGAAGCUCUGGAGUGGCUUAAGCCGAGAGCUCUCAUUAAGCCUGAUGAUCAAGAAGAUGUACCGGAGGCUGAUCUAGAUGAAGAAGUCGGGCGAGUUUUAACAACAAUAAAUCCUAAUUGGGUAGCUGACGAAGUGGCUUAUCAUUACGGGCUAGGAAGAUUUGUCGCCAAGCCAAAGCCGACCUUCGGUAAAGCGUACCCCCUAUAUAUUUAUCAGGGGACGGCUAUUAGGAAAGAUUCAGAAGAAGCUAAAGCACAAAUUGCUGCAGGAUAUGGUAUGGUUGGCUUUGAUGAUGCUGGACCAAAACGGGCCAAGGUAAAAAAGUCUGCCGCUGAAGAGGAGGAGGAAGAAGAACCCGAACCAGAACCACAGCCACCUGAGGAGGCUAAAGCUGAAGAGGACGCAGUAGCAGAUGAAGAGAAACCUAGUGAAGCUGUAGAAGGUCCACACGAACCAGAACCUGUAGCUGAUGAUUUAGAGGCUACGGCAGGAGAUGUUGGAGAGGAGCCGGAAGGAGAUGAAAAAGAUGAAUCGAAAGACACAGGAGAAGAAGUACUUGAAAUCAAGCCUCGUGUGAAGAAAUUGGCAAAUCAGUUCAAUUUCUGUGAACGAGCAGCUCUUACUUACAACUUCCCCAGAAGGAGUGUGGACACUCAAACUAUACCACCACCGAGAGCCAAUUACGGCAGUACUGCGCUACAGUGUAUUAUAUUCGAUUACUAUCAAGAGGACUACGCCAGAAAACAGCGUGAGAAAGAGGAGGACAAACCGAAAAGGCUUCGCAAGAAGACAGCUAAACACGUGAAAUCCGCUCAACAAAUUCAUGAUGAACAACUAGCGCAACGCAUACGUGAAGCUUGGACGAUACUGGAGAGACUUGUCAAUCAGAACAUCUAUGACGAUAUUGCUCAAGAUUAUCGAUAUUGGGAUGAUCCUUCGGACGAAUUUCGUGAAGGCAUGGGCUCGUUACUGCCGCUGUGGAGGUUCCAAUUCGAGCCCAUGCGCAGUCACGCUGUUUGUGAUGUCCAAUGGAACCCGCACUAUCAGGACCUGUUUGCGGUCGCUUACGGAUCUUUGGAUUUUACGAGCCAACAAAAAACGGGAUGUCUCUGUCUAUACAGCAUCAAGAAUCCAGCGUACCCUGAAUACGCGGUCGUAACUGAUUCUCCGGUUAUUUGCCUUGAUGUCUAUAAAGAAACUCCGUAUCUUAUCUGCGUCGGACUUUACGAUGGAAACGUUUGCGUCUACAAUGCUCAGUUAACCCUCGAGUCAUCUUACCAAUACAAAUCGGAUUCUGUACGAGAUAAGCACAGCAACAUCGUCUGGGAGGUGCGUUGGGGAGCACGUUUGAUUGAUGGUGAAUCGACAUUUUUCUCGAUCUCCGGCGACGGACGCGUCGUCCAAUGGGCGGUGAUGCCGGGCGAGCUCCAAGCGACCACUAUCAUCACGCUCACGUCCAACGUGCCUCCCAUACCGGGACCUGACGGCACCAUGAUCAACGUUAACAGCUGCGGUAGCUGCAUAUGUUUUCACCCAGAGAAGCCGGAUAUCUUCAUGGUGGGUACCGAAGACGGCAUGAUCCACACUUGCUCCCUCAAAUACAACCGGAACUAUGUGCGAUCGGUUCAAGGACACCACAUGCCGGUCUACAGGAUCAACUAUAACUACUUUAAUAACAGUAUCUAUGCGUCAUGCUCGGGUGACUGGAGGGUCAAAAUUUGGGAAGACGGAAGAGAGGAGCCGUUGUUUAUGUUUGAACUGGGCGCGGCGGUGGGCGACGUAAAAUGGGCACCGUAUUCAAGCACUGUGUUUGCCGCUUGCACGGCUGAUGGAAAGGUUUACGUGUACGAUUUGAACGUGAACAAGUACAGGCCUAUAUGCGUCCAAGCUGUUGUCUCCAAAAAGACUAAGAAGUUGACAAGAAUCGAUUUCAACACGCGUUUGCCUGUGAUCGUAUGUGGCGACACAAAAGGAACAUGUCACGUUUUAAAGUUAUCACCAAAUUUGAGGGUAAUGUGCAAGCCACCGAAAAAAGCUCAAGGAGUCGACCAAAGGACCUUACAGAUUAUGAAAUUGGAUAAGUUACUCAGUUUGGUUCGUGAUCCGCCUUAUCAAACGGGAGUUGUUGACGAAAAGUUUGACGACGACUAAAACACUUCCUUGUAGUUUUUAUCGUAUUGAUUAAAUAAAUAAAAUACAAAAUAA
Molecule: messenger RNA, 2451 nt
Organism: Bombyx mori (domestic silkworm)
Lineage: Eukaryota; Metazoa; Arthropoda; Insecta; Lepidoptera; Bombycidae
Product: dynein intermediate chain 2, ciliary
Exons: 17
Coding region: 187-2397 (736 amino acids)
Biological process (GO): cilium movement; outer dynein arm assembly
Cellular component (GO): outer dynein arm
Molecular function (GO): dynein heavy chain binding; dynein light chain binding
Source: RefSeq, a predicted model, not a curated record